This is a messenger RNA of Exophiala dermatitidis NIH/UT8656, 1353 nucleotides long. RefSeq lists its product as uncharacterized. NCBI's taxonomy places the organism in Eukaryota, Fungi, Ascomycota, Eurotiomycetes, Chaetothyriales, Herpotrichiellaceae. The record is from RefSeq and is a predicted model, not a curated record. The transcript is spliced from 3 exons. Gene Ontology annotation, molecular function: monoatomic cation transmembrane transporter activity. Bases 1 to 1353 code for a protein of 450 amino acids. Gene Ontology annotation, biological process: monoatomic cation transport; transmembrane transport. Gene Ontology annotation, cellular component: membrane.
AUGGUCGGGAAGCGAGCAUUCAACAAACCUAUAAGCCACAAGCGAGAUGCCUCGGAAGACCGAGACCUCGAGUCCGGCCACAAGCACCGACGGUUCAACGGGUUCAGAGAUGCGGUCGAAUAUGCCAUGGACCGGCGGAUCACGGCCACCCUGAAAGAAGAAUUGCGGAAAGGAGUUGCACGAGGCGAAUUUGAGCACGCCAGAAAGAGUGAUGAAGAGUUAAAAGCCAUCAAGAACAAAAAGCUCCGCAAGUUCUACGAGACACAGAAUGCGACUUUAGACAACUGGGCCGAGGUGGAUAACAUCGUCCUCGCGGUGGCCGACGAGGUCAUCGACAGUAUGAACACGGACGCAGACAACGAUGGGAUCCGAGAACGUGAAGGCAGACUACAGCAUGUCGAGGAACACGUUGAAGAGAUGCUGCCAUUCGAGCUACAGGAGAAGAGAAGGAAGGCAAAGAGAUAUGCACGAUGGGCUAUCAACAUCAAUGUCAUUGCCAAUAUUCUUCUCGUCGUCGGCAAAGGAGUUGCAGCGUUGAAGUCUUCUUCUUUGUCCCUCAUCGCCUCUCUACUGGACUCGGCCCUCGACCUCUUGUGCACUGCCAUAGUCUGGACCACCAACCGGCUCGUUUCUUGGAGGUUGUCGGCGCUGUCCAAAAAGUUCCCUGUCGGUCGCCGGCGGUUCGAGCCCGUCGGAAUUUUGGUUUUCUCCAUCAUCAUGGUUAUUUCUUUUCUACAAGUGCUUCAAGAAUCCGUGCAGAAGCUCCUUCCAAAUGGCGAUCAUGAGAUUGCCACUCUUCCUGCGCUCGCCAUUGCGUCUAUGGCCGGCACCGUCGGGCUGAAAGGACUGAUCGGAUUGGGUUGCGUGAAGAUCAAGACCACCCAAGUGCAAGCCCUGGUGCAGGAUUGCAAGACGGAUGUCUACUUCAACACUCUGUCGUUGCUGUUCCCACUCAUUGGCAGACAAGCUGGUGUCUGGUGGUUGGAUCCUCUUGGGGCCGCCCUACUGUCGCUAUACAUUAUCUACGACUGGGCAGACACCUGUGUUGAGAACGUGACUCGGCUUUGUGGGCUGACGGUGGACGAUGCCCUGCACAAGAAACUCAUCUAUCUUGCAUUUCGGUUUAGUAAUCUGGUGUCCGGUUUCAAGUCCGUGACCGCCUAUCAUGCUGGAGAUGGAGUCUGGGCGGAAUAUGACAUUCUGCUGGAUGAAUCCAUGCCUCUACGGCGUACCCACGAUAUUGCAGAGACGCUGCAGUAUUGUGCUGAAGCUUUGAGUGAGGUGGAUCGGGCCUUUGUGACCGCCGAUUAUUCCGUGCAGAAUCCUGGCGGGCAUACGCGGGAUGUCAGAUAG